CCACUUUGUCCAAUCAGCGGUGAGGCCGCCUGCACAGAGGGCUGGGCGCGAGAAUCGGCGGGAUGGACAAAAAUUAUAGCGCUACACAGAGGUACAGACGGAGGAGAGACUCUGCUAGAAACAUCUCUGAGUGAGAGCGAGGAAAGCCCUGUUAGGUCCUCCGUCUGCAGACUAGCUCUUUACGUUGCGACGUCGCAUUAUAAGCGACAAGAACCAGAAGAAAAUAGAGUGACGCAUUUUUCAUAGCAACGAUGUUAUCGAAGGUGAACAGCGCUUUUUGCUACCCUGCAAAUUUGAUGUAACAUUGCCUCCAGUUAGCUCGCUGGCUAGCCAUACUCUACCAACUGAAUGCAACAACCUCUCGCUGAUGACUGAAAGUGGUUUCUAUGGAUAGACAGUUAUUACUGCGGGGUUUGAGAGCGUUGCCAAACACAGGUUUGUCUUUGAAGAGGUUCAACCGUCCCACCCGCUGUCAUGGACAACGCGAAAACACGCAGUAUUUCUAGCCUUGAUGAGGAUGAAGAGCUCCACUCCACAGACCCAGAGAGUAAAGAGAAGAGCAAAGACAAGAAGCUGCUGUGUAAAGUGAAAUGGUCCCGAGAUGAGGAUGAAAAACUUAAAAAACUUGUGGAGCAGCAUGGAACCGAAUCCUGGAAAUCGAUAGCUACCUUCUUUCCAGGGAGGACAGAUGGUCAGUGUCAGCACCGCUGGCAGAAGGUCCUCAACCCAGCGCUGGUAAAAGGACCCUGGACAAAAGAAGAGGAUCAAAAGGUGAUCGACCUGGUCCACAAGUACGGCCCAAAGCGCUGGUCAGUGAUCGCAAAGCACCUGCAAGGGAGGAUUGGAAAACAGUGCCGCGAGCGUUGGCACAACCACCUGAACCCGGAGGUGAAGAAGUCGUCGUGGACGCAGGAGGAGGAUCGGAUCAUCUAUGAAGCCCACAAGCGGCUCGGCAACCGCUGGGCGGAGAUUUCAAAGCUGCUUCCUGGCCGCACAGACAACUCCAUCAAGAACCACUGGAAUUCCACCAUGAGGAGGAAAGUGGAGCACGAGGGCUACCUGCAGGAUGGCGGCAAGUCUUUCACCUCCUCCGGAAACGGGAAAAGACGGAACAGCAGAUCCUGUCCUCUGACUCCGACCGACCCCCAGCGCUGUGGUCUCAGUCCUCUGCCUGUGACGGCUUCCAGCCAGGUGGGGAGUUUUUCCUACGAUCCUGCCAGCGGACACAUUAUCGACGGCCUUCCUGAAAACUCCAGCUUUGUAUCACCAUCCUGCCUGGAUGAUCCUGACAGAGAACAGAGAAUUAAGGAGCUUGAGCUGCUGCUUAUGUCAGCAGAGAGCGAAGUCCAGCGACACGUGCAGUGCAGAGGUUCACGUAGCGUCGAGCCGUUCCCGGCCUGGUCAGACAGUCUGUCUGAAGACUCGAUGACCACCAGCAGCAGCCUGGAGGAGCAGGUGGAGAGGGGGCCCUGGAGAGGGCCGGACAUCCCAGCGCCACCCCCUCAAGUCUCUCCGAGCAAGUUCCUGACCGCAGAGGCUAGCGCUGUGCUCUCCAGCCUUCAGACCAUCCCAGAGUUCGCAGAAACCAUGGAGCUGCUCGAUUCGGAGCCUGGAACCUGGAACAACGUGGCCAGUUUUGACGUGUCGAACGCAGCGACGCCACCCAGGCACAGCCACGCAGACUUCACCAAUCUGCUGCAGGAGAGGACAGUUUAUGAGCCGGUGGGCUACACCGUCAACAAUCACACCGCCAUGCCAGGCCACAAUGGCCUGUCGUUUGGCUUGGUCGCCAUCGCCUCCCAGUCGCCCAUCAUCAACUCACUGAAACCCGGCAAGGAUUCCAGCGGGAGGAAGAAAAGGAGAGACAGAAGACAGCCUCUGUGUGACAGGACUUGCUCUUCGUUCUUGGAAAACAUGUCAAACUCUCCCAAGAAGACGCCCACAAAGUUGCACUCAUGCGCCACGUCAGCAUUCUGCAACAUAUCAGCGACGGAGCUUCUGAACCUGGAGGAUCCCGCCUUGACCUCGACUCCCGUGUGCGGUCAGAGAUGCCUCCUCAGUACGCCUCUCCUCAAGGAAAACACACCCAAACACCAGAAAGAGAACGAUGGUUCCAGGACCCCUAAAUUAGUUAAAAAUGCUGCAGUCCAAACCCCAAGAACCCCGACUCCAUUUAAAAAAGCUUUGGCCGCCCAGGAAAAAAUGCACGGCCCAUUGAGGAUGGAGCCGCAGCCUCUGGCGUUCCUAGAAGAGGACAUCCUAGAAGUCCUGAAGCAGGAGACAGGAAGAGACAUCUUCAACAAAACAGACUUUCAUAACAUGGAUGGUCCAGCGAGAAAAGUGCGCAAGUCUCUUGUAUUAGACCCCUGGGUUGAAGACAGCCUUGACGUCUUCCAGGAGCAGCUCAACAAUGCACAGAUUUCAGAAGAAAGUCUGAUGGCAAACUCUUCGCUGGUCACCCCGGUCACUGAGGAAGACGAGGGCAGGCAGCCAGCCUCUGAGAAAGACAAGUCCUCGUUAGGAGUCCGUGAUCACACCCACUGCUUCUCCAGGCCUGAAGCAAAAAACGGUCUCUCCUCACACAAAGAACCAAAAUCAUCUCCUGCACAGGUGAGCGACUGGGAAGCAGUGGUUUAUGGGAAGACAGAGGACCAGCUCAUUAUGACAGAACAGGCUCGACAGUAUCUGACUCCCUACCCGUCGUCCGGCUCUACCUCAAGGGCUCUCGUCCUUUAAAGCCGUCCCCCACUCCCAAGCAAGCAGCACUACGUCCGUCCAGCACCUGAAACUGUCCACUGAGUCCUGAAGGAGACAAUCUAGUGACGCAGAUCAUCAACACUGCCAAGGCCCUGACUGCCGGUACAGUUUAUAACACAUUCCUAGGUCACCUAGUCUUUUUUACUUACCUACAUCUUUGCCUACAAUAGAAACUAUACAAAUAUAGUCUGUACUACUAGCGGUGGCUGCUUCUGAGCGAUAUAUUCUUAAUAUAUAAUUUUAAAUGCCAGGAAACACAUGUCACGAUGUAUCUCCGUCAGCUUCUUUUGCUAACCUAGUCCGAUUGCUGUUAUUUGAUAAAAAUCACGCACAUGCCACAUCUCUAGCUUUUUUCCGGCUUAACACGAACUUUAAAAUCACACUACAGGUUUUUAACAAGACGCCCAACAAUAAAAUUCCCUUUACUUUAAGCUAAAACAAACAAAAUGCAGCUGUGUGUUUUUGUAAAUAGCAAUCAUUUGAGACGCUUAGUCCAAGCUGGUGUGAGGUUUUGAGGAAGAGAAUGAGAAGCUGUCAGUCAAAAUUGCACUACUGAGAGGAGUUUUGCUGCUGAGAAAGGAGCAGUGUGUUUCUUCAGUUUUAUUUUAUUUAUUUUAUUUUAUUUUAUUUUAUUUUAUUUUAAAAGGGCAAACUGGAUAGCACUUGAGAUGGUGUCUGUCUUACAACACAGCGUUUCCGAUCCGAGACCACGGAGUCCGUGGAGACAUCAGUUGAAUGUAUUUCAUUGCAAUGUACAUGUGAAAGAACCUCAAACGUGGAAGGGUACCUUUUAUUGUUUAUCUCUAAUUAUUUUAUUUAUUUUCUGACUCUUCUGAGACUUAGAUGUUAAUAUAAAUUGGACACCAUGAAGUCAUGACGUUUUCGCUUUUUUUUUUUUUUUUAAGUUUGCUGACAAUAACAGCCUAAAAAUCAUAUUUGCUCUAAGCAUGUCACUGUUUAAAUAAACAAAACAAAAUCCCCUUUGUCAGAUGUUUCAUUGUGACGGUCAAUACUGACACGGUUUCACAUCACAAACGUCAAACAUUUGGCUGAGAAGGACCGCGUUUUUAUGUGAAGGCUGUAGAUUCUUAUUUAUUUAAAGUCUACUAAUUUAUUUAUUUCUUUGAAAAGGAAACCUUUAAGAGAAACUAUUGAAGAAUUUUAUUAUCUUUUCUCUUUAAAAAAAAAAAAAAGAAGAAAAAAAACUGAAAGAAAACAGGACCGGGCUGCCAUUCAGUUUAUUAUCACCAAGGUAAAAAACAACAUGCACUGCCCCUGACUUUAAGCUUCUAUGAAAUAAUUCGGCAAGAUCUUAGAAAAUGAUCAUUUUAUAGAUGUUUGCAUGACCUUGUAACAUUUAGAUCUAGGAUUUCCCCCUCCCCUUAAAUCAAAUUUGUUUUGCAAUUAGGUAGUAGGACUCUAUCUCUGAAAUCUAAUCAUAGACAAACUGCACUUUUUAUAUGUAUAAAUUUAAACUUUUGUUUGUUUAUUAUCAUGAUGUAGCUCUUUGUUUGGGUGUGUGGGUUAGUUUGUGAUGAAUGCUGACAUGAAGGAUCUGCUGCUUGAUUUUUCACCUUUUGUUUCUCCUGUUUGGCUGCAGACGUGUGUACUUUAACUACACUAAAAAAAAAAUAAAAUAAAAAAAAAACUUGCAAUAAGCCGUUUUUGUAGGCAGUUGUGUCCUUGUAUGAUGCUGACAUUCCCUGAUCAAAUCCUAACUUCCACACUCUUGUUUUUGUUUUUUUUUUGUUUUUUUUUUGCUGAUCUGUAAUUGUUAUUUAUGUUUCAUGCUGGGUUUUAUUUGCUCCAAAAGUCAAUUAUGGUGAAAACUAUUAUUAGUAUUGGACAAUAACGGAUGCUGGGCAAUGUGGCUUAAAAAUUAAAUCUCCUGAUCUUUUUCAUACCAGAUCCAAUUUCAAAUUUACAUUUUAUUUUUUUAUUUUUAAAGCAUUCUUUCAAUUUAAAGUCGUUUUGAUGAGAAAAAGAAACACUGCUGGGACUGACCCGAGCUCAGUUGACUGAAGAAACCCCUAAAUGACAACUACAGAUCCUGCACUUUAUACACUCUGGAUUGUAAGUAAGAGCAAUACAGCAAAAUCUGACUACAUUUAAUAAGUGCUGAACAAGUCUUGUCUUCCAUUUUAGUAGCCCGACUCAUGAUUAUUUGUAUUCUUACUGAGACUUCCUGUAAUCUGCACUACAGCUGUGAAUCUUGUGUUGUCAGCGUUUAGUGGAUCUAGCAUUGCCUCUAAUCUGGAUUAUCCUCCAUUUAGACCUCUGAGUGAGAAUAAGAAGGAAAUCUUGUCAGGGAGAUCGAGAGGAAAGAUCAGGAGAGUUUGGUACAGACGGUAGACUAACAUCUUUAUAAGCGAUUUCUACUUGGAUGUGUCUAAUCUGUUCAUAUGUGUGUGAUCUGUUCCUGCGGGUCGGUUUGACUCGUCGUUGUACACUGCAUCCAUUGAAUCCAAGUUCAUUUGUUUUGAAGUUAACAGUUCUUGACAAAUACUAUAGGUGUUGAGGGAAUUAAGUACAAGCACAGGAUGCUAGCAGCUCUGUUUACUACUGUAGUUCUGCAUGAGCAAUAAACACAAGAUGCUGGAUGAAUCGCUUUUAUAAAACGUGCUGUUUAAUGUAGCAAUUUCAGUAACUGUCAUAACCAAGUUACCUUAGAUGUCCUGCCAGCUCUCUUUUUGUAACCUUGUACUUUAUUUGUGAAAAAUAAAUGCUUCUUGUCUUGUUGCAUCA
Poecilia reticulata (guppy) is the source of this 5502-nucleotide messenger RNA. It is a transcript of the gene mybl1, whose product is annotated as MYB proto-oncogene like 1. Gene Ontology annotation, molecular function: DNA-binding transcription factor activity, RNA polymerase II-specific; RNA polymerase II cis-regulatory region sequence-specific DNA binding. NCBI's taxonomy places the organism in Eukaryota, Metazoa, Chordata, Actinopteri, Cyprinodontiformes, Poeciliidae. The record is from RefSeq and is a predicted model, not a curated record. Gene Ontology annotation, cellular component: nucleus. Gene Ontology annotation, biological process: regulation of DNA-templated transcription.